Leptonychotes weddellii (Weddell seal) is the source of this 2096-nucleotide messenger RNA. The record is from RefSeq and is a predicted model, not a curated record. NCBI's taxonomy places the organism in Eukaryota, Metazoa, Chordata, Mammalia, Carnivora, Phocidae.
AACUGCAUUGCCACAAAGACACUUGUCAUGGCUGCUCUUUUGCCUUGAAAAAAAAACAUAGAAAAACCCAGGAAAUUGGUAUUUUAUGUUCACCUGGGAGUAAAUAUUCUUUUCUUUUUUCCUGUUUUUGGCUGUUUACCAAUUUCUGUUGCUUUCCAAAUCAGAAUUCAUGAGGAUCUGCUGAAGAUCUUAUUCUUAAAAAGCCUCCGUCACAUUUUAACGCAUGGCUAUGAGACACUUAGGGGCUCCCACGGAGGGCUGAGCGGGGGGACAGGAAGCCCUAGCACAGAAGAAGGGGUUUCAGAAAGUUCAUCUGACCGUCCGAAGGGACUGGACUGACCUCUGGCACAGAUGCUGAGUCGGGGGGAUGGGGAGGCGAGCAACCAAAGGUCGGAAGGAAAUCUCUGGGAAGGUAGAAAAAGGCAGUUGGAGGAUUGAUUGGCUCUAGUGAGCUGUCAGUGGGUGAGAAUAUUGUGACCUUCUUGAGCAACACAGCACCCUCCAGAGCCAUACGGAACACGAUAGACGUGUGAUUACAGGAAUUACUACAAUGUUCCUGCAGUAACAACUUGCAUCAGUACUUGGGGUGCAUUGAAGUUCUCCGCUCAAUGAGGUCUCUUGACUUCAGCACAAGAACACAGAUUACCAGGGAAGCCAUCAGCCGUGUGUGUGAAGCCGUCCCUGGCGCCAAGGGAGCCUUCAGGAAGAGAAAGCCUCCCAGCAAAAUGCUGUCCAGCAUCUUGGGCAAGAGCAACCUCCAGUUUGCGGGGAUGAGCAUCUCCCUGACCAUAUCCACCGCCAGCCUGAACCUUCGGACGCCCGACUCCAAACAGAUCAUCGCGAACCACCACAUGCAGUCCAUCUCCUUCGCGUCCGGGGGAGACCCGGACACAACGGACUACGUGGCGUACGUGGCGAAGGACCCCGUUAACCGCAGAGCUUGUCACAUUCUGGAGUGCUGCGACGGGCUGGCCCAGGAUGUCAUUGGCUCCAUCGGACAGGCCUUCGAACUCCGGUUUAAGCAAUAUUUGCAGUGUCCUUCCAAGGUGCCCACGUUCCACGACCGAAUGCAGAGUCUGGAUGAGCCUUGGACGGAAGAGGAGGGGGACGGCUCAGACCAUCCAUACUACAACAGCAUCCCAAGCAAGACACCUCCUCCAGGGGGCUUUGUGGAUGUGCGGCUGCAUGCCAGACCCCACGCCCCCGACACAGCCCAGUUUGCAGGAAAAGAGCAAACGUACUACCAGGGGAGACACUUAGGAGACCCGUUUGGCGAAGACUGGCAGCAAACACCUGUCAGGCAAGGGUCCUUGGACAUCUACGGCAUGCCGGAGGGGAGAGCUCCCGCAGCCCCUGGAGAAGCCCCCACCUAUGUGAACGCGCAGCACCUCCCGCCGCAGGCCACGCCGGCCUCAGGCAGCAGCGCGGAGAGCAGCCCGCGGAAGGACCUCUUCGACAUGAAACCUUUUGAAGAUGCUCUCAGGAACCAGUCCUUGGGGCCUGCGCUGAGCAAAGCAGCCUCGGUGGAGUGCAUCAGCCCCGUCACCCCCAGAGCCCCAGAUGCCAAGAUGCUGGUGGAGCUGGAAGGGGAGCCUUGGUACCAAGGGGAGAUGAGCCGGAAGGAGGCUGAGGGACUGCUGAAGAACGAUGGGGACUUCCUGGUCAGGAAGAGCGCCACCAACCCAGGUUCCUUCGUCCUCACGGGAAUGCACAACGGCCAGGCCAAGCACCUGCUGCUCGUGGACCCGGAAGGCACGAUCCGGACGAAGGACAGGGUCUUUGACAGCAUCAGCCACCUCAUCAACCACCACCUGGAGAACAGCCUGCCCAUCGUCUCGGCCGGAAGCGAGCUCUGCCUCCAGCAGCCGGUGGAGAAGACCCUGUGACCCGCCAGCCACCCUGUCCUGACCCCACGCCAGUGCUCAGGAGCCCUGGGUCUUCCCGGGAGACGGGCAUGGGGACUCCGGAAGCUCGGGCCACUGCCCGCAGGCUCAGAGCCUCGUCCAAAUCCCCAGGAGGAAGGUGUCCGUCAAGUGCAAGUUUCAUAAACUUGUUCUGAUUUUCUCAUGUGCAUAUUAAAGGUGUACAUACCUAUA